AAAUAACCUAGUUUGCUAUUUGUUAUUAAUGUUAUUAAUUAAAGUUCGUGUUUUGUGAAAAUUGUCGUUUCUGUAAAAACUACUUACUGUUUUGGUUGUCUUAGAUUAUGUAGAAACAAUAAUGAUAAAAUUUCAACUAACCGACAGUUUUGUUGGAAAUGUCCAGAAUUUUAGGACCAAAAAUGGGAAGAGCAGAAGCCUUGUGCAACCAAUCUCUUUUAGAAGCUGGAGAUCGUCCUUUAGAACGUACUUUAACCGACACAGGAGAUGUGAAAACUCAAUUUGUUACCCGAGAAGGUGUGUACCGUCUGUUAACAUUAAGUGAAUAUUCGCGGCCAAACCGUGUUGGAUAUCAAUCUCAGGGACAGUCUCAGCCCCAAGUGCGAGUUUCAUUAGUGACACUUCCUGAUCAAGGUGAGCGUAUUUGUUUCAAUCACGGACGAGAAAUUUACGUGUAUGUAUAUAAAGGCAUUAAAAAGGCAGCAGAUUUAAGUAAGCCUUUGGAUAAGAAAGUGUAUAAAGGUACAAAUCCUACAUGUCAUGACUUUAACUCAGUCUCAGCGACUACCGAGAGUGUUAAUUUACUUAUAGGAUUUAGUACUGGUCAAAUACAAUUAAUAGAUCCUAUUAAAAAGGAGCUGAAUAAAUUAUUCAAUGAAGAAAGACUGAUUGAUAAAACCAGAGUGACAUGUUUAAGAUGGGUUCCAGGCAGUCGUUCUCUUUUCCUUGCUGCUCAUGCAUCAGGACAGUUGUAUGUUUAUAAUGAAGAAUUGCCUUGUGGUUCAACAACACCACAUUAUAUGCCUUUCAAAUCAGGUGAAGGGUUCACGAUAAGCACGUGCAAAACAAAAUCUACACGUAAUCCACUAUUUCGAUGGCUUUUGGGUAGUGGUUCUGCAAUUAACGAGAUCGCAUUUGGACCGGAUGGAACUCAACUUGCUGUGGUGUCCCAAGAUGGUCAAAUGCGCGUUUUCCAAUAUGAUAACAUGGAAUUAUUAGGAACAGCUCGUUCUUACUUUGGUGGUCUUUUAUGUGUUGCGUGGUCAGGUGAUGGACGUCUUAUAGCCGCAGGGGGCGAGGACGAUCUUGUGACUGUUUAUAGCAUAGAACAGAAACGUGUAGUGGCCCGUGCACAAGGCCACCGUUCAUGGGUGUCGGCCGUUGCCUUCGAUGUGCAUUUAGAAAUGGAUGGGUGCUAUCGUCUCGGUUCUGUGGGCCAUGACACGCAACUGUGUCUUUGGGAAAUCCCUGAGGAGUGUUUGAUGCCCAGUAAACCGCGUACGACUAAACGAAAACCUGAUCCUUUGCAACUAGUUGGAACACCCAGUUGUCCAAGACUGGACGAAUGUCCGAUAUUAGAGACGUUGGUGUGCAAAAAAAUUGCUCACGAAAGACUUACGGCGCUCGCAUUUCGAUCGGAUUGUAUCGUAACUGCUUGUCAAGAUGGGUAUGUUUAUACUUGGGCCAGACCUCCGUCGCAUGUGGUUAAUUUGUGUGUAGGGUUCACGAUAAGCACGUGCAAAACAAAAUCUACACGUAAUCCACUAUUUCGAUGGCUUUUGGGUAGUGGUUCUGCAAUUAACGAGAUCGCAUUUGGACCGGAUGGAACUCAACUUGCUGUGGUGUCCCAAGAUGGUCAAAUGCGCGUUUUCCAAUAUGAUAACAUGGAAUUAUUAGGAACAGCUCGUUCUUACUUUGGUGGUCUUUUAUGUGUUGCGUGGUCAGGUGAUGGACGUCUUAUAGCCGCAGGGGGCGAGGACGAUCUUGUGACUGUUUAUAGCAUAGAACAGAAACGUGUAGUGGCCCGUGCACAAGGCCACCGUUCAUGGGUGUCGGCCGUUGCCUUCGAUGUGCAUUUAGAAAUGGAUGGGUGCUAUCGUCUCGGUUCUGUGGGCCAUGACACGCAACUGUGUCUUUGGGAAAUCCCUGAGGAGUGUUUGAUGCCCAGUAAACCGCGUACGACUAAACGAAAACCUGAUCCUUUGCAACUAGUUGGAACACCCAGUUGUCCAAGACUGGACGAAUGUCCGAUAUUAGAGACGUUGGUGUGCAAAAAAAUUGCUCACGAAAGACUUACGGCGCUCGCAUUUCGAUCGGAUUGUAUCGUAACUGCUUGUCAAGAUGGGUAUGUUUAUACUUGGGCCAGACCUCCGUCGUAACACCCACAUUAAGUGCCACUGAUCCUGUUUACUACGUAAUGCUUAUGUAAGAAGUUUUAUUUCCUAUUUCCUUCUGGUAAUUGCUCGUCCUUUCAAUGGACACUAUGAUUUUAAAAGCAUUCAUGCCUAACUUAUUCCAGUCACUAUUUAUUUAUAUUAUUAUAUUUAAAUUUUAUACCCUCUUUCAGUUAAAACAAGUGCAUCGUUUUCUUAUCGUUUUUAUCUUCUUUGUCUUAUUAAUUUGCAUUUAAUACUUAUCGAGUGUUUGUUCAAGAAAUAGUUUCACCAAUAAAAUUGAAAUUAAAAUUA
Messenger RNA from Agrilus planipennis (emerald ash borer), 2468 nucleotides. RefSeq names its product WD repeat-containing protein 20. The record is from RefSeq and is a predicted model, not a curated record. NCBI's taxonomy places the organism in Eukaryota, Metazoa, Arthropoda, Insecta, Coleoptera, Buprestidae. The coding region runs from base 159 to 2159 and encodes 666 amino acids. The transcript has 3 exons. Gene Ontology annotation, molecular function: protein binding.